UCAAAACAAUUUUAUCUUCUCUCUCCAAUUUUCUAUUUUUCCAAAAUGAAUGGAGAUCAUGAGACAAAUAAUAAUGACCAAAAAACACCACUCCUUCCAAUUCAUAGGUCACAAAGUAUGAAUUCAUUUAUUCAAUCAAUUUUCACACUAAAGAAUUUAUUCACAAUUUUAGGACCUUUACUAUGUAUAUUUAUUUGCUUAUUUGUCAAAAUGGAAAAUGCUCCAUCAACAAGUGCAAAUAUGUUGGGAGUUCUUGUAUGGAUCUUUACGUGGUGGUUAUCGGAGGCGGUGCCGAUGCCGGUAACUUCCAUGACACCGUUGUUCCUCUUCCCGUUGUUCGGAAUUUCGUCGUCCGACGAGGUUGCUCAGUCGUACAUGGAUGAUGUUAUUGCACUUGUACUUGGAAGUUUUAUACUUGCACUUGCUGUUGAACAUUAUAAUAUCCAUAGAAGAUUGGCCUUGAACAUAACACUAUUAUUCUGUGGGGACCCACUAAAUCCACCACUCCUCCUCCUCGGGAUCUGCGCCACCACGUUCUUCGUUAGCAUGUGGCUGCACAAUUGUGCAGCCACAGUAAUGAUGAUGCCGGUUGCCACUGGAAUCUUGCAGCGACUGCCGUCUCGCACCAAUAGUGGCCAUCGGAAUCAAGAGAAUAAUAAUUUUGACGAUGACUUGGUCACUAAUUUUUGCAAAGCGGUUGUUUUAGGGGUGAUAUACUCCGCGUCGAUUGGUGGAAUGAGUACGUUGACCGGGACAGGUGUCAACUUGAUAUUGAUUGGAAUGUGGAAGAGUUAUUUUCCUCAAGAAAAGGCUAUAAGUUUUAGCACUUGGUCAUCUUUUGCUUUCCCUUUGGCUUUGGUGAUAUUUUUGGCAUUGUGGGCUAUUCUUUGCCUAUUUUAUUGUAGGAAGGGAUCAAGUAGAGCACUUUCUGCUUAUUUGGACAAAACUCAUUUGAAGAGGGAGCUUGAUUUGUUAGGUCCCAUGACUUUUGCUGAAAAGAUGAUCUUGACGGUAUUUUCGAUUUUAAUAAUGUUGUGGAUGACAAGAAGUAUUACUGAAGAUAUUCCUGGAUGGGGAUCCCUCUUUGGUGGACGUGCUGGUGAUGGAACUGUUAGUGUGAUGAUGGCAACCUUAUUAUUCAUAAUUCCAAACAAGAAGCAACCAGGGGAGAAAUUAAUGGAUUGGAACAAAUGCAAGAAAUUGCCAUGGAACAUAAUUCUUCUAUUAGGGGCAGGCUUUGCAAUAGCUGAUGGAUUUAGGUCAAGUGGUCUAGCUGAGGUACUCUCAAGAGCCCUAAAUUUCUUGGAAAACGCGCCUUACUUAGCCAUCGCGCCAGCUGUAUGUUUAAUAAGUGGGACCCUAACCGAGUUCAUCACGUCUAACAAUGCCACCACAACCAUUAUUGUCCCAUUGCUCAUUGAGAUCGCGAAGACUAUGCACAUUCAUCCCCUCUUACUCAUGAUCCCGGGGGCAAUUGGUUCACAAUUUGCUUUUUUGCUUCCCACCUCUACACCCUCAAAUGUUGUAGGGUUUACUACUGGACAUAUUGAGAUCAACGACAUGAUUAAAACUGGACUUCCAUUGAAAAUUGCUGGGAUUGUUGCUCUAUCCUUCUUGAUGCCUACCCUUGGACCUAUGGUGUUUGGAACAGAUAAACCUGUGAAUAAUGUAUCAACAAACUAUUUGCAUAUGUGUGGUUAGUUUAAUUCUGUUAAAGAUGGAAAUAUAGAGGGAUACACAAGGCCAGUUAUAUGCAUCGACAAUGUAAAAAUAUUUGUACAAUUAUCUUGAUGUUGUGCUAUUUUUGCAAUUGGUGGUCUUCUUUUCCUAUUU
This is a messenger RNA of Solanum verrucosum, 1833 nucleotides long. Its product is annotated as tonoplast dicarboxylate transporter. Gene Ontology annotation, cellular component: membrane. Gene Ontology annotation, molecular function: transmembrane transporter activity. Lineage: Eukaryota; Viridiplantae; Streptophyta; Magnoliopsida; Solanales; Solanaceae. The record is from RefSeq and is a predicted model, not a curated record. Gene Ontology annotation, biological process: monoatomic anion transmembrane transport. Bases 46 to 1701 code for a protein of 551 amino acids. The transcript has 6 exons.